AAAUAGUAAAUACCCAAAAACCCACACGAAAGCCCUAAACCCAUCAUCACUGAUUCACUGUGUAGAAGAAAGUCUCCGGUAUCAACGGCCAUGCUCUCCCACCGUCUCCGGCGACUUCUUCUCGCCUUACCUUCCUCUUUCCAACGAUCCUUCACUCCUACUCGCGUCUCCCGUUUCCCUUCCGUAUCGUCUCUGUUACAGCGAACCGCGGUGAGGCAAUCGACGGAACUUGAUCGAUCUCCGGCGAGAUUGUUCUCAACGACGACGAGUCAAUAUCAGUACGAUCCUUACACCGGAGAAGAUUCGUUCACGCCAGAUAACGAAGGAUGCGACUUCAACCAUUGGCUAAUCACAAUGGAUUUCCCAAAGGAGAAUCCUCCGUCUAGAGAGGAAAUGAUCUCCACCUUCGAGCAGACCUGCGCUAAAGGCCUUGGUCUAAGCUUGGAAGAAGCUAAGAAGAAGAUAUAUGCUAUUUGCACAACUAGUUACCAAGGUUUUCAAGCUUCUAUGUCUAUAGCUGAAGUAGAGAAGUUCAGAGAUUUGCCUGGGGUUCAGUACAUAAUUCCUGAUUCUUAUGUUGAUGUUGAGAACAAGGUGUAUGGAGGAGACAAAUACGAGGAUGGUGUGAUUACACCUGGUCCGGUUCCUGUCCCCACUAAAGAAGGAUUUGAUUCUUUAGACAAGGAGAGUGCGUCGGGAGAAGAGAAAGCUCUGGAAUCUCAAACGCAGCCAGAUAAGGAUCUAGCCUCAGAACAAGUGCUGGAUCAAGAAAGUCAAACGCCUCCAGAGCAGAGCAGUUCCAAGCAAAACCAAGUUGCUUUGACUCCAAUACAAUGGCGACCAACCCCAAGACAAUGGAAAGGUCGAGGUGAAGUGUCAACCUCAAGACAGGGGCAAGGGCAAGGAUAUCAAAUGCCUUCAUUUAGAGGGAGUUUCAAUCGAGAUCAAGGAGCUCCCACCUUAGGACAAAGGCAGGUUCAAGGUAAUCAAGUACCUUUGUUUCAGUGGAGUUUCAAUCAAGGCCACGGAACUCCAUUUGCAAGAAAAGUGCAAGGUCAAGAAAGUCAAACGCCUUCAUCUCAAAGGAGUGAUAACCAAGGCCAGGGAACACCAACUUCAGGGCAAGGUCAAGGAAGUCAAACACCCUCCUAUCAAAUGGGUUAUCGCCAAGGACAGGGAACUCAGACGCCUCCAUAUCAAGGCUCACCAAGUCAAGGAGCAGUAGUGAACUACAACCAAGGGCCCCCACAAGGCAAUUUUAACCAAGGGACACGUGGAAAUUACAACCAAAUGGGCAGAGGGAAUAACAUUCCGCAGAGUGGUGGAGACUAUGGUCCUGCCCAAGGAGCAGGAGGUCCAGGAUAUGGACACGGGCAAGGUCACGGAGGUCAGUUAUUGUCUCCAUAUCAAGGGAGUUACAACCAAGGCCAGGGAACUCCAAUGCCAGGGCGAGGGCAAGGAGGUCAAAUACCUUCAUAUCAGAUGGGUUACAGCGAAGCCCAUGGAGCUCCGUUGUCUCCUCCAUACGAAGUAAACUACAACCAAGGAACACCAGGAAGUUAUGGUCAAUGGGCGUUUGUGAACUACAACCAAGGGCCACCACAUGGUAACUUUCUCCAAGGACCACAUCAAAAUUACAACCAAGGAGGUCAGUGGAAUUUCAACCCACCGAAUAAUGGAAACUUUGGUCCUCCACAGUUUGGAAAUCAAAUGCCCCAAUAUCAGUUGAGUUACAAUCAAGGUCAAGGAGCUCCAUUCCCUGGACAAUGGCAAUGUCCAGGAUGUGGAAUGCGUUUGUAUCAGGGGACUUACAAUCAAGGCCAAGGUACACCAUAUCAUGGACAAUGGCAAGGUCAAGGAUUUGCAGUGCCUUCAUAUCAAGCGAGUCAUAGUCACAGCCAAGGAGUAUCAGUGCCUCCACACCAAGGAAUACCAAGCAGUAGCGGUCAAGGGACAUCUGCAAACUUCAACCAAGGGGUUCCAGUGAACUAUAUCCAAAAGGGGGAAGGGAAUCACAAUCUGCAAAGCGGAGGAAGCUAUGGUAAUACACAUGGAUCAGCAGGGUUUUCUGGACAACGACAGAAUCAAACAUUUCCACAGAAGGAUCAGAGAAAUGUAGUAGGUGACUGGAGUAACAACAAUAAUUCUACAGAUGGAACCGGCAAAAUUCCACGUUGAAUAGCAGAGGGAUGUAGGAAUUGUGGAACUGGCAGGCUAUCAUGAAUACUUCUGAUUAGAGUAGCCAUCAGUGUGAAGUUAUUGUCAAUUUAUUACAUUGGUAUCUGCAGGCUUGUGAUAGGCUCUCGGUUGAGGGUAUAACCACUGUGCUGAUUUUGGCUGACCGAGUAAAAAAAAAGUCAUGUUCACAAAUCACAAGUAGCCGUUUAUCUGUAGCCGUAGAGCUAGUACUUGGCGUUUUUAUAAGAUAAAAUACUACACAGUUCGGCACUACGAACUUAGGCCUCAGCCUCUGUUUUAUCUCAUGUAUGUAUAAGUAAACUAAAGACUAAUGACAUAUGUUUUUUGUCGAAAGUUGACAAAAAAACAUAUGUUUUUUGUCCUUUUAUACAGUUAAUUUUUUAUA
Messenger RNA from Raphanus sativus (radish), 2584 nucleotides. RefSeq names its product multiple organellar RNA editing factor 4, mitochondrial. NCBI's taxonomy places the organism in Eukaryota, Viridiplantae, Streptophyta, Magnoliopsida, Brassicales, Brassicaceae. Bases 91 to 2178 code for a protein of 695 amino acids. The transcript has 5 exons. Gene Ontology annotation, biological process: mitochondrial mRNA modification; cytidine to uridine editing. Gene Ontology annotation, cellular component: mitochondrion. The record is from RefSeq and is a predicted model, not a curated record.